AUGUCGGCCAAGACAGGCACAAAGCGUUCGAUCUCGGGCGAAGUCGACUACAAGUCGAACAAGAAGCCCAAAUUCGACAAGGACACCAACAGCAGCAAGAAGUCCUACCAGAACGGCAGUGGAGGCAAGGACUACACGCACAAGAACGCAAAAGAUGUCAAGCCUGACGGAGACUCGAAAGAGACGUUCUUGAAUGGCAAAUCCUCCCGCGACGCCCACCGCGAGCAAAAGUCCCUCGCCCUCCAGCGCAAAGCCGCCAAGCCCAACGCCGACAUCAUCCACCGCAGCAAGAAGAUCUGGGAGCGCCUACGCCGGAAGUCUCACGUUCCCAAACCCGAACGCACCGCACUGGUGAAAGAGCUUUUCGAGAUCCUCGAUGGGCGAGUCAAGGACUUUGUCUUCAAGCAUGAUUCCGUGCGGGUUGUGCAGUGCGCGGUGAAGUAUGGCACAAAGGAGCAGAAGGUAGGGAUCGCGAGGGAGCUGAAGGGGAAGUAUCGGGAGUUGGCUGAAAGUCGGUAUGCGAAGUUCUUGGUGGGGAAGUUAGUUAUGGUGGAUGAUGAGUGUAGGGAUAUCGUGGUCGAGGAGUUUGGGGGCGGAGUCAAGAGGCUGAUCAGGGGCAGCGAGAGUGGAUGGAUACUGGACGAUGUGUAUAGGGGAGCGGCUACGAAAGAGCAGAAGGCUCUGUUGUUGAGGGAGUGGUAUGGGCCUAGUGUUGGCCUAUUGGACGGUGGAGAGGGAGAACUGGCUACAACUGGGGACCUGAAGGUCAUUCUCGAGCAGAAACCUGAGUUGCGUGGCCCAGUCAUGCAGCAUCUCAAGGAAAUGUGCAAUCAGCUGGUGCAGAUGAAGAAAACCGGCUUCACAAUUCUUCACGACGCCCUGUGGCAGUACUGGAGCAAUUGUGUACAAGGAGGGCCAGAAGAGAAGGAAGUCAUGGACUGGCUACGAGACGACGAAGAGGGAGAUCUGGUCAGAAACCUGGCAUUCACACCAAAUGGAGCUCGACUGCUCUCCAUGUGUCUCGCUGCGGGUGAUGCGAAGUACAGAAGAGGCAUUGUUGGAUCGCUAAAAACCCACGUCAGAGCAUUGGCCGCUGAUGCCAACGGUGCUCGGCUACUGGUCGCUGUCAUGGAAGUCAUGGACGAUACACGAGAAGUGAACAAGACCCUCUUUAAAGAGCUGCUGGCCAAGGAGAUGGAUGACGAGCUACGAAAGCACGAACUGCUCGCCGAGGUCAACCACCUCGUCUCACGAAUACCCAUUCUCUGGCCGUUCAACGCCAGUCCUCCAAAAUGGCUCACAGUCGAAGAAGACCUCAAGCUCGUUGCAGAGGUCCGAGAACGUCGUAAGGAGACCAGCAAGAAAGAUCCCGAAAAGAGAAGAGCCGAGCUCGUCGAAGCCCUCAGCCAGCCACUGUUCGACUUCAUCACCUCCAGCGCUACUUCCCUGAUCGAGACCGGAUAUGGCUGCCAAUUGGUGGCUGAGGUUCUGCUCAAUGGCACGGGCAACAAGGAAGAUGCAUUGCAGGCAAUCGCGACUCUGGCCGAUGGCUCGGCAGAUGAGAUUCUGCAGGCACCUCAUGCAGGUCGCCUAUUGAAGACGCUGGUAGUGGGUGGACACUUCGAUAAAGCGACAGGCCAAAUCAAGCCCAUCGAGCCGCCUCUGAACUUCCAUGACCGUCUCUACAGCACCAUCACGGCUGAAGAUCCUGGACGGAUCAUACAGUGGGCCACCGGGCCUAGCUCCUUUUCUGUCCUGGCAAUGCUGGAAGCCUCAGGUUUUGAGCAUUAUGACGCUCUGAUGCAGCUCCUGCGAUCGCGGAGAUCUGAGCUUGAAGUCGACAAUGUUGGCGCACGCAAGAUCUUGGAGCUGGUAGAUGUGCAAGAACAGGCGGAAGAGAUCCCGGUGAAAGCGAAGUCGUCUAAGAAGACCAAGAAGUCGAAGUCAUAG
Cyphellophora attinorum is the source of this 1950-nucleotide messenger RNA. RefSeq names its product Pumilio homology domain family member 6. Lineage: Eukaryota; Fungi; Ascomycota; Eurotiomycetes; Chaetothyriales; Cyphellophoraceae. Bases 1 to 1950 code for a protein of 649 amino acids. Gene Ontology annotation, molecular function: mRNA binding. Gene Ontology annotation, biological process: regulation of translation. The transcript is spliced from 2 exons. Gene Ontology annotation, cellular component: nucleolus. The record is from RefSeq and is a predicted model, not a curated record.